CUGGCAACACUGUUUAUGCGAGUCAGUGCAUGUGUAUAUGGUACAUGUUAUAUUUGUUAUAUGUUCUUUAACCUAAAAACUUUGAAUUGUUUAUUAUCUGUUAUCGUUUUAUAAAAUAUUGCACAGAACAAACAAAUAUUGCAAAAAUGUCUGAAGAUGAAAUGGAAAAAUUUGAAAUCACUGACUAUGAUUUGGACAAUGAAUUUAACAUGCAUCGAAAUAGAAAGGGAUUAAGUAAACAACAACAAAUUUAUGGUAUUUGGGCAGAUAAUAGUGACAGUGAUGAUGAGAGUACACCUUUUACCAAACAAAGUAAAAAACCUAAAAAUUAUAGUGCCCCAAUUGGCUUUGUGGCAGGUGAGGUCCAACAAGCAGGAAAGAAAAAAGAAAAGGAGCUAGAGCCUAUAUCAUUUAAAACAAAAAAUAGCUCUGAUGAAUCUGAAGAAGAAAAGCUAAGAACAGGAUUUGGUGGACCCAGACCAAAAGCUGAAUCCACUGUAACAGAAAUAACUGGUGAUAUUGCUGGAAUGCGUACAAAAAAGGGAAACAAUUCCUCAUUUGUAAAUCAAGGUGUUGGAAAUUGGGAAAAACACACCAAAGGUAUUGGAGCUAAACUUUUGCUUCAAAUGGGAUUUCAGCCAGGCAAGGGAUUGGGCAAAGAUUUACAGGGUAUUUCAGCACCAGUAGAAGCUCAUUUAAGAAAGGGUAGGGGUGCAAUUGGAGCCUAUGGUCCUGAAAAGCCAGCAAGAAUUGCAAAAAAACCAAAUGAGAAAAAAAUUAAAGAAGAUGAUGAUGAAGAAACAACUAUUGAGUCCAAGUGGCAGAAAAAUGACAAUGUUAAAAAGAAGACAAGAUAUUAUUACAGGAGUGUCAAUGAUGUUAUUGAAAAAGGUAAACGUCCAGGAGCAUAUAGAAAUUCUCAAACACCAAGUGAGCUGUCCAAGGUCAAGGUGAUUGAUAUGACUGGACCUCAGCAAAGAGUUCUUAGUGGAUACCAUGCUUUAAGUGGCCUAAAACCUCCUCCUGGUAUAGAAAACUUUGAAGACGUUGUUCAUAAGAAAUGCUCGAAUUUCGCACUUCCUGAAAUUCAGCAUAAUUUGGACUUAUUAGUUGAUAUGUGUGAACAGGAUAUUAUUAGGAUAGACAGAAAUACCCGAUACAAUAAAGACAAGUUGGUUGCUUUGAAGCAAGAGGAAACAUCUUUAAAAAUUCUAUUAAAAAAUGAUGAAAAAGUAAUUGAUAAUUUAAAGCAUGUUAUGGAAGUAGUGGAUAAACUUAUGGAUCCAUCUCAAGGAUUUUCAAUGAAACAAAUUAUUAUGAUAUUUCGAGAUUUACAGGAAGAAUACUAUGAAGAAUAUCAUCGUUAUGAACUGGGUGAGUUAGCACCAGGUCUAAUAGGUCCCCUAUUAACUUCAGCAAUGGCAAAUUGGAAUCCCUUAACUCAUUCUCAGCAAUUUUUGGAAGUAUUUGAUCAGUGGCAAGAGCUAUUGGAAGGACCUAAACAACAAAAAGGGUGUUUUGAACCUAAUGUUACUGGAGUAAAACCAUAUGAUAGUCUUAUUUGGCAUACCUGGAUGCCUGUUGUAAGAAGUGCAAUCAGCAAUUGGAACCCGAGGGAUUGUGACUCGUUAAUAUCAUUUUUGGAAGCGUGGAAAAACGUUAUUUCAGAAUGGGUAAUGGAAAAUAUUAUGGAUAAAUUGGUAAUGCCUAAAAUUCUUAGUGAAGUUAAUUCCUGGAAUCCACUUACAGAUACUAUUCCUAUUCAUACUUGGAUACAUCCAUGGAUACCAUUACUAGAUUCAAAGUUGCAGUUAUCAGUUUACCCUACAAUUCAAGAAAAAUUGGGUGUUGCUUUAAGUAAUUGGCAUCCUUCUGAUAAAUCGGCGAAGUUUAUACUUAAACCAUGGCAAAGAGCACUUUCCAACGGUGCAUUUGUAGGAUUUUUGAUCAAACACAUAGUUCCAAAACUACAGCUUUGUAUGCAGUCCUUGGUUAUAAAUCCACAUCAGCAACAUUUAGAUCCUUGGCAUUGGGUAAUGGAUUGGCAAGAUAUGCUUUCAAUAGUAAAUAUGACAUUAAUUUUGGAUAAAUUCUUUUUUCCAAGAUGGUUGCAAACUUUGGCUGUUUGGCUUAAUCAUAACCCAAAUUAUACCCAGGUUACAGAAUGGUAUUCAGGCUGGAAAAGAAUGCUUAGUGAAGAGUUAUUGGCUCAGCCAUCAAUAAAAGAUCACUUUCACAAGGCUUUAGAAAUUAUGAAUCGUGCAGUCAAAAUUGCAGGACAACCAGGAGCUAAGGAAUCAAUUUCAUAUCUUACUAAUAUGGAAAAUAAUUCAAUUCCAAUCCAACCACAACCUAGAGUAGAGAGUUUUGCAGAAGCUGUUAGAACUGUUUCAAAAAUACCCCAAGGUUUUAAAGACCUUGUAACAAAGAGGUGUGAAGAAAAGGGGAUUUUGUUUGUACCUAUUCCAAAUAAAUAUCAUGAAGCUAAACAAGUGUAUAGAAUUGGUACAAAUGGUGUGCAGUGUUAUAUUGACAGAAAUGUCAUAUUUUAUUCCCAAAAUAAUUCAACGUGGAUACCUACAUCUCUAAAUACUCUAUUAGAUAUAUCCUAAACUGGUUAAUUUAAUAUUACAUAGAUAAUCUUAUAAUUUUAAAUAAAACAUUGCAUUUUAACAAUA
Brassicogethes aeneus is the source of this 2678-nucleotide messenger RNA. Lineage: Eukaryota; Metazoa; Arthropoda; Insecta; Coleoptera; Nitidulidae. The record is from the annotation of a GenBank genome assembly.